Benincasa hispida (wax gourd) is the source of this 1386-nucleotide messenger RNA. Its product is annotated as 2-oxoglutarate (2OG) and Fe(II)-dependent oxygenase superfamily protein. NCBI's taxonomy places the organism in Eukaryota, Viridiplantae, Streptophyta, Magnoliopsida, Cucurbitales, Cucurbitaceae. The record is from RefSeq and is a predicted model, not a curated record.
AAAUUUGGUUAACGACAAAUCUUCAUCUUCUCCAUCAACCAUGUCAAUUACUGCAAAUCCGUCCACAUUCAUUCCUCCUCUCUCCUUAACAAUGGUGAUGAUCCCACCAACCAUUUCUUCCAACUUACAAUUUCAUCCUAAACCCUUCAAGGCAUCCAUAGAAUCUCAGCCGCCAUGGGAGAGACCUUGGCCAUGGAUUCCACCUUCAUCCAACCCAUCGAGCACCGCCCCAAGCUCGAACCUCUCAACCCCAUUAACGAAGAAGUUCCAACCAUAGAUCUCUCCAUCUCCCUCUCUCGCACCACCCAACAGCUCGUCUCUGAAAUAGCCUCUGCCUGCCAGAACUGGGGUUUCUUCCAGGUAAUCAACCAUGGAGUUCCUCUCGAGCUGCUCGCGCGAAUUAAGAAAACAGCCAAGUUGUUUUUUGAUCAGACAGUGGAGGAGAAGAGGAAGGUGAAGAGAGAUGCAGCUAACGCUAUGGGAUUCCAUGACGGUGAGAAUACGAAAAACGUUAGGGAUUGGAAGGAGGUGUUUGAUUUCUUGGUUAAGGAUGAGACUUUCAUUCCGGCUUCACAUGACCCAAAUGACAAGAAAUUGAGGGUAUUGCGUAAUCAGUGGCCGCAAUAUCCCCCUGGGUUUAGGGAAACAUGCGAGGACUAUGCAAGAGAGUUGGAAUUGCUAGCUCAUAAGCUACUGGGGCUGAUUUCUUUGAGUCUGGGGUUAUCUGGUGCUGAUGGACUGAAGGGCUAUUUCAACGACGAGCAGACGAGCUUGGUGAGGUUGAAUCACUAUCCUCCAUGUCCGUCUCCGGAUCUCGUGCUUGGUGUUGGCCGUCACAAAGAUGCUGGUGCCUUGACAAUCCUGGCUCAAGAUGGUGUUGGAGGGCUGCAAGUGAAGAGAAAAUCAGAUGAAGAAUGGAUUCCUGUCAAACCAGUCCCAAAUGCAUUUAUUGUCAACAUUGGUGAUGUUGUUCAAGUUUGGAGCAAUGACAAAUAUGAAAGUGUGGAGCACAGGGUGGUGGUGAAUACUGAGAAAGAAAGGUUUUCUUUUCCAUUCUUCUUCUUUCCAGCGCACCAUAUGAUGGUGAAGCCAUUGGAGGAGCUUGUGAAUGAGCAAAACCCACCAAAGUACAGAGAAUACAACUUUGGAAAGUUCUUUGCUUCCAGAAACCGCAGUGAUUUCCAGAAGCAAAAAGUGGAAAAUAUUCAAAUUGACCAUUUUAGGUUGCCUUUGUGAAUUGGUUAAGCUUUUGUCUUCCAUUGCCUUGUAUGUUCAAAAGUUAGAUGAUCCUCACCCAUCUUUUAUGUAAAUAUUGUUUGGAUUUUCUGCAUUAUGUUUUAAUAGUAUAACUAGUGCACUUCGAUAAAAUUUAUUAGAACUAGCUUA